This is a messenger RNA of Toxotes jaculatrix (banded archerfish), 4775 nucleotides long. It is a transcript of the gene gfra4a, whose product is annotated as GDNF family receptor alpha 4a. Gene Ontology annotation, biological process: nervous system development. Gene Ontology annotation, molecular function: signaling receptor activity. Gene Ontology annotation, cellular component: signaling receptor complex; external side of plasma membrane. The record is from RefSeq and is a predicted model, not a curated record. The transcript is spliced from 8 exons. NCBI's taxonomy places the organism in Eukaryota, Metazoa, Chordata, Actinopteri, Toxotidae. Bases 375 to 1700 code for a protein of 441 amino acids.
GAAGCAGCCGCUCAGGACGGACGGAUGAAACGGCCAGGGAUGUUCAAUACGCGCAAGAUUUACUCCACCUAAGGAGCGAACUGUUUUUAUUUCCCCUCGGUGUUGCACCGAAUUGGAACCACUGGCUUGAUUUGGCGCAGCUGUUACCCAUUUUUCCUCCAUGACAAAAGUUUGACUGUUAAAAAAUGAUGUUCUGCUCCGCUCCUGUUUUUUCAUGCAAUGCUGUGGAUUCCGGCGUCAGCGUAAGUGGCCAGUCCUCACUUGAGAAAUAGCUGCGAUUCUUUCGGUCUUAAUUUUCGGUGCCAGUUUCAGCAAACAGAGGGCUUUUAUUCUCGCACAUCAUCGCUCGCCCGGGAUUGCAUCCAUUUGAAUCAAUGUCGCACUCCAUAAUGGACUUCCUCGGACUGUACUUCUUACAGCUGGCUCUUAUUGGAGUCCCACGUAUGGCUCUCUCUGUUGGCGGGAGGGACUGCCUGCGAGCCGGAGACACCUGCUCCAGCGACGACACCUGUAGCCCGCGACUGCGCACCCUCAGGCAGUGUGUGGCAGGGGACGGCAGUGUGAAGCUGGGGCCGGGGGCACGAAACCAGUGUGAGAACGCCAUGACGGCGCUGCUGUCCACCCCUCUGCACGGCUGCCAAUGUAAACGAGGCAUGAAGAAGGAGAAGAACUGCCUGAGCAUCUAUUGGAGUCUGCACCAGUCUGUGCUGCACGGACUCAGCCUGGUGGAGAGCUACCCAUAUGAACCGGAGGAGAGGGGCUCCGACUACGUCCGUCUGGCCUCCAUUGCUGCAGAGUCUGAAGUAACGACGGUGAACCGCUGCCUGGAUGCUGCCAAGGCAUGUAACAUAGAUGAGACGUGUCAGAAGCUUCGUACGGAAUAUGUCUCGGCCUGCAUCCAGCCAUCAGCCCGCUCGGGGCCAUGUAACCGACCAAAGUGCAAUAAGGCGCUGAGGAAGUUCUUUGACCGCGUUCCCCCUGACUACACCCACGAGCUGCUGUUCUGUCCCUGCACCGACACGGCCUGCGCGGAGCGCCGGAGGCAAACCAUAGUGCCGUCCUGCUCCUACGAAGACAAGGACAAGCCCAACUGCCUGGCUCAGCUCCGGAUCUGCAAGGCAGACUACGUGUGCAGGUCUCGCUGGGCACAGUUCCAGUAUGAUUGCCAACCCUCUGAGCAGAGCGCCAGUGGCUGCAAGCAGGAGAACUACGGAGCAUGUCUACUUGCGUACACGGGCCUGAUAGGAAGCACAAUAACUCCCAACUACCUUGACAACUCCACAUCCAACGUGGGACCCUGGUGCUCCUGCGCAGCGAGCGGCAACCACAGGGAACAAUGCAACGACUUCCUCGCUUUUUUCCAUGACAAUGUCUGCCUGAAAAAUGCAAUCCUGGCCUUCGGGAACGGCACGGAUGUAAAAACGGGCGCCAGCCAACCCGGCAUACCCAGUCCAGCAGCGGACAACCAGAGCCCGUUCCUGGCAACCACCGCCCCGGGCGUCUCCAUGGAAACAGAGCAGAACAUUCUGCGAGCACAGAUACCUACUCAGGUAAACGAGAACGACAGAUUGUGGGGCGACGAGGGAGACUCCACUCUUCCGUCUCCGGGUCUGUCCGACCGCAGCGCCGAGCCCAUCGGCCCGUCCCUGCUUCUAGGCCUCGGCUGGCUGCUGCCCACCCUGCUGCUGCUCUCCGACUAGAAAGAGGCCUCAUGUGGCCUCCACGGACAAAACUCCAGCCCCGGGGGGGAGGGUGGGGGUGAGAGAGGGAAAGAGCCAUUUCUAUGUGUCAAAUGAUGGUUAGGGAAAGGGUCGACUCUGUCCCACCCUGCUCCCCUCUCCCUCUCUGUCACAAAAAUCACUUAAUCUCUUUUUGUGAAUCAUGACUCAGAGCAGAUGUGUUGUGCUGUGCAGCCCACGCCCUUGAGAAGACGACCACCAGAGAGGGCGCCGGUACUGCACCAUGGGGGGGGGGGGGGAGAGGGGGGGACAGGAAGUACACACUUCAUUUCUUGCUUCACGCCUGCUCAAACACAAACUGUUACAAACGACUCACACGCAGACUUUGCUCAUCCGAAAAUAACGUCCAAGCUACAGUGAGAAGGGUCAGUGGGUUCAGAAUGUGUACAGUGAAGAGACACUGAAGAUGCAGUGCAGCAAAACUAUAAAAUAUAUAUAUAUAUAAAAACCACAAAAAAAACAUUUUUUUGUCCUUGAACAUUCCUUGAUGUAAAAGAAAAAAUAUUAAAUGUUAAGACUUUUCUCUCAGACGAACUGUGAUGAAGUGUUACGUGAGAUUUAAGGUGGAUGUGUGUAUGUCCUUCCACAUGCAGCACUCUGCUCCUUCAGCUUCGCUCUUUGUUUCAAUGCCACAAUUUUAGUUUUGAUCAGACAUAGUUUUAUCGCUCAAAAUGCUACAGUUAAGCACAUUACAAUCAAGUCAAUCACAAUGAAAUUCUGACUGUUGUUGUGUUUUAAAUUGCAGGUAUGAAGAGUUCAUUUCCAAAUCCAAAAAAAUAUAUAAAUUAUAACUGAAAUUUAACUUAUAAAACAAGAUUAAGUUGAUUUCCCAAAGUCUGUAAAUGUGUUUUAUUUUGUAAAACAAGGAACUACAUUGCUUCUUAGCCUUUGACGUGUUGUAAUUUGUUUUAAUUUUAAAGCUAUAAAUCAUGUCACAGGAGUAGACGUCACCUUUUUUUUGCAAAUGGUGGAUACCUCACUUUGGAAGGGUACUCUUCAUAUAAUCACGCAUUAAGCUUUAAGUGUGAAGACCUGACAAAUGUUUGGGUUUGUUCCUCUUAAAAUGUAAAAAAAAAAAAAAAAAAAUUGGUUUUGGUGAAGCGACAAGAGAUGGAGACAAGUUUCUAUUUUUUAAAAUGUGUGUGGACUUUGCUGCAGAGAAAACAGAUACCUGUCGACAAGUUUGUGACCAAUCAUGCUUUGCUGUCGCAGGACUGUUGGCUGCCCGCCUGCUGGGACUCUCCCCUCAACGUGGGACAUCGGAGGAUUCACAAUAUGUACUGUAGAAGCACAGCUCUGCUUCGUAAAGUUCUAAAGGGUGAAAUGUAUGGUAAGAGAUCGAGGAACGUGUCAUCUUCAUUACUGCCAUUGAAGACUGCCACUCUGUUAUCUGAGGAAACACCAAUUAGUUUAUCAGCAUUGUUAAAUGACACAAUAUGUGCUGAUUUUAACACAAAGAGAAAAUGCGUGGCCCAGAGCUACAAGCAGACCUGAUGAAAAUGACACAUUCUAGUUCAUGUUGGACCUAACAAAGCUAACACACUAUAAGCUCAUAAUGUUGUCGUAACAGCACAAGACUUGUUGGAUUUUGCCUGCCAAGUUCUACAAGAAGGACAAAAAAACUGUUUAUACCUCCUCAGUGAUGCCCACGUAGAUCUGAAAUUAGGGUUUAAAGGACCUAAAGUGUUACUCAUACAACAAAAAAAAAAAAUGGCCGGGUCACCACACAAAAUUUUCUCACUCACCCCUAAUGGUAUCUAUGCAUGCAGAUGGUUCAGUUGUAUCUGCCCAGGUUUUGAGACAUCGCUCUGAAAUUGCUGUCACCAUACAAACACAUAAAAAAAGGUGAAUGACAUUUAAUUUGUCCUUUGCUCACAACAUUAAAAAGCUGUUUUCUUUGGGAUUGGUGUCGUGUUCGAACGGCAUUUUCCGUUCAGGCUUGCAUUACUUUAACAGAAUCAUGUGCUCAGUUACAAACAGCCUGAUUUUAUGCAGAAUCUCGUGAUUGUUUUGAGUUUCAGGUUAGAGAGAAGUCGAAAUGAGUGUAGUCACAAAAGCAUUUUUCCUGCAAUUUCUUGGCAUCAUUUCCAACAUACAGUACAAGGAAUUACAUGGAAUUAAGAGUUUUAUUAGCCUGUUUUCUAACUUGUUUAAAGGAGCAUAAAGUGUGUUUUUGGGUUGAAUUGUCAAGGACGAGAGAAGAAAGUCUCUACACACUGUCCACACUAAGCUCUGCAGAUUCUUGUGGAAGUUUAAAAGGCAGAUAUCUCAGAGCUUGGGCGAAUAAAAUCCAAUCUCUCUGCAUGGCUAGAUACAGUGCCGUGACACAUGAGAAUUUUUUUUUUGGGGGGGGGGAUUUGAGCGAACUAACCCUUUAAACUUUCAAAUAAAAAGAAGUCACCAAAACUGCAGUUAUGUGGUUUCCUGGUGAUCAGAGUGUCUGAGUGAUACCUCUGGUUUUCACAGGGCCUCUGUCUCUCCAGCUGAGGCCUGUCGUCCCGUUUUUGAUUUGUCCUGUGAUUUAUCAGUCCACUGGUUUCGCACCACGUCCUCUGGCGCCGUGAGAUGACUGACCAUACUGAUUCCUGCUGGUCUGCACCAGCAGAAUCCCAGAUGUGACAUGUGUCACUUCCUGCAAAUAAAGACGACAUUGUAAAUGGAGGUGAAUUCUGACCAGUUUUCUUGUGCAGAGGGGAGGGACGUUUUUUCACCUGUCUAGAAAUUUUUUUGUCCCCUGACAAGACGUGACCCCCCCCUCCCCCCGGCCGGACUCAUCUAAUUUCAGCAUCACCUCUCUGUAUUUCAGACGAAGUGCUCAACCUUUUCCUCCCUCUAGCAGAGCCCCUGGCGUUGAGUUGAAAAUCCAUUUUCCAUCACACACAGGGCGUGAUUUGUAAAGAUAUUAUAGUAUAUUGUAUAUACUACACAGUGUAUACCAUAUAUAUGAUGUCUAUAAAAUUCAUACCUUGGGUAAUGAUAAAAAGGAUUUUAUCCAAAGAUUUGCUUUUGAUAUGUCAGACAGAGAAAUUCACUGAG